AUGUACGGAGGAAAAACCGCGCUGCAGUCGAUGCGUGCCAAACCAGAGUCUGAUCGGAAAAAUAUUGAGCGGAACUUCCAGGCGGUUCCCAUCACCCAGUAUGCUGGUCGCUGGCUGUUUCUCAACACGACCUACUGGGACUUUGGUAGCUCUCCAGACCGGCCGCUGGAAGAACCCGAAAGUUUAACCCAGUUAUACGGGGCGGGAAGAUGGACGUGCUCCUUUGUCCCGAGCCUGCGAGCUCCGCCGGGUCACCCACUGACAUCCUUUUCCCAGACUGAACGCUAUCUGCUAGACUACUUUAUUGAGGGUAUUGGGCCCAACUGCUCGCUGAGCCCGUUCUAUAACCCGUAUCUGUCUCUGGUCACCCCGCUCGCUCUGUCGCAUGCACCACUUCGCAAUACCCUGCUCGCUAUCGCGGCGAACCAGUUCUAUCGACUCGGAAACGUUAAAUUCGAGAAAGAAGCCUACAUCUAUAAACAGCGCGCCCUUGCUGGUCUCCAAAAGGAAAUUAACGAACGUAAACCAAGCUUUGGCGCCGUUGCAACGGUCCUGAUGCUCUGCUUUCACGAUAUAUCGGACGGAUGCACACCAUCAUGGAAAACGCACCUUCGCGGCGGUAUGCAGCUCCUAAACCUGCUUCCCCUGAAAACGGCAGAAGGCCAUAUGCUGAAACAGUUCUUCGUCAUGUACUUCGUUGCGCAUGACAUUAUGGGACGAACGGCUAUGGAAGACAGCUCGGAAGCAGAGACCCUAGAAAAUGCAUGGCUAGCAGACGACGAUUUAGAGGAGGUGCGCGGCCCAAGUUGCUUUCUUCUUUUUUCUUCAAAACCUCUCGCUUACCACCCUGGAAGAUUGAUAUGCUUAUGGGCUGCUCUCGCGGGCUAA
Messenger RNA from Trichophyton verrucosum HKI 0517, 888 nucleotides. RefSeq lists its product as uncharacterized. Gene Ontology annotation, biological process: positive regulation of transcription by RNA polymerase II. The transcript is spliced from 3 exons. Gene Ontology annotation, molecular function: DNA-binding transcription factor activity; transcription cis-regulatory region binding. Lineage: Eukaryota; Fungi; Ascomycota; Eurotiomycetes; Onygenales; Arthrodermataceae. The record is from RefSeq and is a predicted model, not a curated record. Gene Ontology annotation, cellular component: nucleus. The coding region runs from base 1 to 888 and encodes 295 amino acids.